This is a messenger RNA of Hippoglossus stenolepis (Pacific halibut), 10808 nucleotides long. RefSeq names its product calcium channel, voltage-dependent, L type, alpha 1D subunit, b (gene cacna1db). The transcript has 49 exons. Lineage: Eukaryota; Metazoa; Chordata; Actinopteri; Pleuronectiformes; Pleuronectidae. Bases 257 to 6979 code for a protein of 2240 amino acids. The record is from RefSeq and is a predicted model, not a curated record. Gene Ontology annotation, biological process: calcium ion import across plasma membrane. Gene Ontology annotation, molecular function: high voltage-gated calcium channel activity. Gene Ontology annotation, cellular component: voltage-gated calcium channel complex; membrane.
CACAGUGAGAGGACUCAUUGACAGACAGCAGUGGACUGGCUGCUGCUGUCCUCCUCGGAUCCGCCGUGUGUCUGCGGACAGGCACCCGGAUGUGGCGAAAAUGUUUGGCGCUCCUCUCAGGGUCCGCUGCGCUCGGGAAACAUCUCAUGAUUCAGGCUGAAGGCUCGGCUCGGGCUCGCGCGUCGACCGCACCUCCGGAUGGUGUCUCCAGCGAUGAGUUGGGUUUAAAGCGAAUUGUUUCAAUGUGGACGCGAGGAUGCAAGAAGCAGAUGAACAGUGUGGAGGGGCACAGUAUCCCAGCAACAAAACAACCACUCCCUCCACUGAUGCCUCGGCCCUCUGGUCAGAAAGCAACACCCGCCUGCACCAGCUCCAUCCACAAGAGCAACUGCAGGCUCCGGCCAGCACCGGCAAGCCAGUCGGCACCUCGUAUGGCCUCCUUGGGGUUAACAGUGGCAAUCAGGUUGUCGAUGGCACUGGCACCAGUGUCAGCCCAGUCCUCGCUUGGCACGCCGCCAUUAGCGCGGCUCGCCAAGCACAGGGCGAUACUGCAAAGCCUGACACAGACUCACGGCCCUCAGUUUGCACCACUGGACCAGCUCCUGUAGGCUCACUGGCGCAGAGGAAGAGGCAGCAGUACGCCAAAAGCAAAAAACAAGGAGGAUCUACCAACAGCAGGCCACCCAGAGCUCUGUUCUGCCUCACCCUCAACAACCCGAUCCGCCGGGCCUGCAUCAGCCUGGUGGAGUGGAAACCAUUUGAUAUCUUUAUACUGCUGUCUAUUUUUGCCAACUGUGUGGCCUUAGCCAUCUACAUCCCCUUCCCUGGAGACGACUCCAAUUCUACCAACCAAGAGCUGGAAACAGUAGAGUAUGCCUUCCUCAUCAUUUUCACUAUAGAGACAUUUCUGAAGAUUAUUGCCUACGGCCUGGUCAUGCACCAAAACUCCUACGUCAGAAACGGCUGGAACAUGCUGGACUUUGUCAUUGUCAUUGUGGGGUUGUUCAGUGUUGUUCUGGAGAUGGUAACCAAAGACGCUGACUCUGGUGGACAGUCUGGAGGCAAACCUGGGGGGUUUGACGUCAAGGCCCUCCGGGCCUUCCGCGUGCUUCGACCCCUUCGCCUUGUCUCUGGAGUUCCCAGUUUACAGGUGGUUUUAAACUCCAUCAUUAAAGCCAUGGUUCCCCUGCUUCACAUCGCUCUGCUCGUCCUCUUCGUCAUCAUAAUCUACGCCAUCAUUGGCCUGGAACUCUUCAUCGGCAAAAUGCAUGCCACAUGCUAUGUGAUACAAACAGGUGUCCUCUCCGAAGAAGAGCCCACGCCAUGUGCGGUAUCAGGGCACGGCCGUCACUGCAUGUUCAACGGUACAGUUUGCAGAGAGGGCUGGCAGGGCCCCAACAACGGCAUCACCAACUUCGACAAUUUUUUGUUUGCCAUGCUCACCGUGUUCCAGUGCAUCACCAUGGAGGGCUGGACUGAUGUUCUCUACUGGAUGAAUGAUGCAAUGGGCUUUGAGCUGCCUUGGGUGUACUUUGUCAGUCUGGUCAUCUUUGGAUCCUUCUUUGUCCUCAACUUGGUCCUGGGUGUGUUAAGCGGAGAGUUUUCCAAAGAGCGAGAGAAGGCCAAGGCUCGGGGAGACUUCCAAAAGCUCCGUGAGAAGCAGCAGUUGGAGGAAGACCUAAAGGGCUACCUGGACUGGAUUACCCAGGCCGAGGACAUCGACCCUGAGAACGAGGAAGAAGGAGACGAGGAGGGCAAGCGUAACCGGGUCACGCUGGCUGACCUCACUGAGAAGAAGAAAGGGAAGUUUGGCUGGUUCACCCAGUCCACAGAGACACAGGCGAGCAUGCCCACGAGUGAGACGGAGUCGGUGAACACAGACCAUCACAAUGGAGAGGAGGACAAAUCACCGUGUUGUGGGCCACUGUGUCAAAAAAUUACUAAGUCAAAGUGCAGUCGUCAGUGGCGGCGGUGGAACCGGUUUUGCCGCAGAAAGUGUCGUGUGGCUGUGAAAUCAGUGACGUUUUAUUGGCUGGUCAUCAUCUUGGUGUUCCUCAACACUCUCACCAUCGCCUCUGAGCACUACAACCAGCCCGACUGGCUGACUGCAGUACAGGACAUAGCCAACAAGGUUCUCCUGGCGAUGUUCACCAUGGAGAUGCUGGUGAAGAUGUACAGUCUGGGGCUGCAGGCGUACUUCGUGUCCCUGUUUAACCGCUUUGACUGUUUCGUGGUGUGCGGAGGCAUCGUAGAGACCAUCCUGGUGGAGGUGGCCAUCAUGUCUCCUUUGGGCAUCUCUGUUUUCCGCUGUGUACGCCUGCUCAGGAUCUUCAAAGUUACUCGUCACUGGGCAUCUCUCAGUAACCUGGUGGCCUCUCUGCUCAACUCCAUGAAGUCCAUUGCCUCCCUGUUGCUGCUGCUCUUCCUCUUCAUCAUCAUUUUCUCCCUGCUCGGCAUGCAGCUCUUUGGGGGCAAGUUCAACUUUGAUGAGACAGUGACCAAGAGGAGCACGUUUGAUAAUUUCCCCCAGGCUCUGCUCACCGUGUUCCAGAUCUUGACAGGAGAAGACUGGAACACAGUGAUGUAUGAUGGUAUCAUGGCGUACGGUGGUCCGUCCUCCUCUGGAAUGGUGGUCUGCAUUUACUUCAUCAUCCUCUUCAUCUGUGGAAACUACAUCCUACUGAACGUCUUCUUGGCCAUCGCCGUCGACAACCUGGCAGACGCAGAGAGCCUCAACACAGCACAGAAGGAGGAAGAGGAGGCCAAGAAGAGGAAGAACAGUGCCAAGGAUACAAGCACAGAUAACAAUAGAGUGGAAAUAACAGAAGCCAGUGAUGGCGAGACCAAGAUGCCAGCAGACGCCAUGCUAGAGGAAGACAAAGAGUUGUAUCCUGCCAUCGACUCGCCAGUGUGUAACGUUGACCAUGAUAAUGAAGAGCUUCCAGAAGUGGCCCCUGGACCCCGCCCCCAGAGGCUUUCUGAACUCACUAUCAAGGAGAAGACUCCACCCAUCCCGGAGGGCAGCGCCUUCUUCAUCUUCAGCAGCAAAAACCCGUUUCGUGUGUUCUGCCAUAAGCUGAUCAACCAUCAGAUCUUUACCAACCUCAUCCUGGUCUUCAUCAUGCUCAGUUCUGUCUCUCUGGCUGCCGAGGACCCCAUACGCAACUUCUCUGCUCGCAAUAUUAUACUUGGUUAUUUUGACUAUGCUUUCACCGCAAUCUUUACUGUUGAGAUCCUGUUGAAGAUGACGGCAUUCGGAGCGUUCUUUCAUAAAGGAGCUUUCUGUAGAAACUACUUCAACCUUUUAGACCUGCUGGUCGUUGGUGUGUCUCUGGUGUCAUUCGGCAUUCAGUCCUCUGCUAUCUCCGUAGUGAAGAUUCUCCGUGUUCUCAGAGUCCUCCGUCCACUCAGGGCCAUCAACAGAGCCAAGGGACUCAAGCAUGUGGUCCAGUGUGUGUUUGUGGCGAUCAGGACCAUCGGCAAUAUCAUGAUUGUCACCACCCUGCUGCAGUUUAUGUUCGCUUGUAUCGGUGUACAGCUCUUUAAGGGGAAAUUUUAUCGAUGCACAGAUGAUGCAAAGUCCAGCCCGGAGGAGUGCAAGGGUACAUACAUUCUUUACAACAAUGGGGACACGGCGAUACACACGGCGAUGCACACGGUGAUGCCCAUGGUGAAGGAGAGGAUCUGGCACAACAGUGACUUCAACUUUGACAAUGUCCUCAUGGCCAUGAUGGCACUCUUCACCGUCUCCACCUUUGAAGGAUGGCCCACACUGUUGUACAAGGCCAUCGACUCCAAUAAAGAGAACAUGGGUCCCAUCUACAACUACCGCAUCGAGAUCUCCAUCUUCUUCAUCAUCUACAUCAUCAUCAUUGCCUUCUUCAUGAUGAACAUCUUUGUUGGUUUCGUUAUCGUCACCUUCCAGGAGCAGGGGGAGAAGGAGUACAAGAACUGUGAGCUGGACAAGAACCAGCGUCAGUGUGUGGAAUACGCUCUUAAAGCUCGUCCUCUGCGACGCUACAUCCCCAAAAACCCCUACCAGUACAAGUUCUGGUAUGUGGUCAACUCCACUGGGUUUGAAUACGUCAUGUUUGUCCUGAUCAUCCUCAACACCUUGUGUCUGUCUAUACAGCACCAUGGUCAGUCUCAUCUUUUUAAUUACGCCAUGGACGUCCUCAACAUGGUCUUUACUGGAGUUUUCACAGUGGAGAUGAUCCUCAAGCUCAUCGCCUUCAAACCCAGAAACUAUUUUGCUGAUGCAUGGAACACGUUUGAUGCCUUAAUUGUUGUGGGUAGCGUGGUUGACAUUGCCAUCACUGAGAUCAAUAACACAGAGGACAGUGCUCGCAUCUCCAUCACCUUCUUCCGCCUGUUCAGAGUGAUGCGAUUGGUCAAACUGCUGAGCAGAGGGGAGGGCAUCAGGACUCUGCUGUGGACCUUCAUCAAGUCUUUCCAGGCUCUUCCCUAUGUUGCACUCCUGAUCGCCAUGUUGUUCUUCAUAUAUGCUGUAAUAGGAAUGCAGGUGUUUGGUAAAAUAGCCAUGGUGGAUGGAACACAAAUCAACCGCAACAACAACUUUCAAACUUUUCCUCAAGCUGUCCUGAUGCUCUUCAGGUGUGCUACAGGUGAGGCCUGGCAGGAGAUCAUGCUGGCCUGUCUGCCUGGGAAGCUGUGUGACCCAGAGUCCGACUACAACCCCGGAGAGGAGAGAACGUGCGGCAGCAGUUUUGCCAUUAUCUACUUCAUCAGCUUCUACAUGCUCUGUGCUUUUCUGAUCAUCAAUUUGUUCGUGGCUGUCAUCAUGGAUAACUUUGACUAUCUGACCCGUGAUUGGUCUAUUCUGGGGCCGCAUCACCUGGAUGAGUUUAAACGGGUCUGGUCUGAAUACGAUCCUGAAGCCAAGGGCAGGAUAAAGCACCUCGACGUGGUGACUCUGCUGAGGAGGAUCCAGCCUCCACUGGGCUUUGGCAAGCUCUGCCCACACAGGGUGGCCUGUAAGCGUCUGGUGGCGAUGAACAUGCCCCUGAACAGUGACGGGACUGUCAUGUUUAACGCCACUUUGUUUGCUCUGGUCCGCACUGCUCUCAAGAUUAAGACUGAGGGAAAUCUGGAGCAAGCCAAUGAGGAGCUCAGAGCUGUGAUAAAAAAAAUCUGGAAGAGGACCAGCAUGAAGCUGCUGGACCAAGUUGUUCCCCCAGCAGGCGAUGACGAGGUAACAGUGGGGAAGUUCUAUGCCACCUUCCUGAUACAGGACUACUUCAGGAAAUUCAAGAGGCGCAAAGAGCAAGGUCUUGUGGGAAGGCCCUCGUGGGAGAGGCUGAACACCACCAUGGCUUUACAAGCCGGCCUGCGCACGCUGCAUGACAUGGGACCAGAGAUCCGUCGAGCCAUAUCAUGUGACCUGCAGGAGGAUGGGCUAGUAGAUGCUAAUGGAGAGGAAGAGGAGGAGAUCUACAGGCGUAAUGGCAGUUUGUUUGGGAACCACGUCAACCAUGUCAGUGGCGAUCAGCAAGGCUCCUCUCAGCCGACCACCGUCACUCAACGGCCGCUCCAGAUCCUGACCUUCUCCUGCAGCUCCUCCACUGAGCCCACCCAGACUGGCAGGAGAGCCGGCAGCAAUGACAGGGAGGGAGAGACAGAGAUGAACUCCUCACCCAUCCAGUACAAUCAUCACUAUCAUCCCCCUCAUCCGCAUAAUUCCCCUCAUUGUAAUUCCACCCGCAAUCAAUCGCCAAUACCCUCCAAUGCCAACCUCAACAAUGCCAACGUGCCCUCGCUUCUCUCCAUGACCAGUGUGAGGCAACAGAGGUGUCUGUUAAAACGAGACCGCCCGUCCUCCACCAAAAAUGGGUCCUCGGCAUCCACUCACAGCAAAGGAGCGCAUGACAAGACUGUGAGGUCACAUUCCACGAGGACACGCUACUAUGAGGCCUACAUUAGGCCAGAAAGUGGUGGUGGACUUUACCCCACCAUUUGUCGAGAGGAGCCGGGCGUCAUGGACAGCGAUGAGGAUCGGGGCUCAGGAGAGUACUUCAGCGGAGAGGAGUUUCAUGAGGACGACAUCAUGCUCACAAGAGACAGGCUCUCCAACAAGGAACAACAUGAUGAUGCAGAGGCAGACUUUGAUCUCGAGGUUGCCGGGGGCAACAACCAGACUGAAAGUUACUAUAACGAUGAUCAACAGUUGAUCCACCAAGACAGCAGGCGGUCACCAAGGAGAUGGUUUUUACCCUCGCCUCAAGCCUCCAACAAACCAACGUUUAGUUUUGAGUGUCUCCGCAGAAGAAGUAGUCAGGACGAUGCCCCUCUUUCUCCGUCCUGCACAGCUCUUCCACUGCACCUGGUGCAGCAACAGGUAAUGGCGGUGGCCGGUCUUGAUCCCAGAAUUCACCGUCGGUCUCCGACCAGGUCUCUGCGAUCCUGGGCCACGCCUCCUGCUUCACCCAUCAGCCUCAACUACUCGCCCUGCUACACGCCGCUCAUACAGGUGGACUGGCGCAGUCCUGGCAGCGUCAGCAGCAUCCCCGGAGCAGUGAAGAGGAGUUCAUGGUACACAGACGGCCUGGAGGGUCCUCCCAGUCGCAGCCAGUCCCCGUCCCGUCUGCAGUUACCUGCUGAGAGCUGUUCGCACUUCCUGCAGAAGAGAGGCAGUGCCACCAGUCUGGUGGAGGCUGUGUUGAUCUCUGAGGGUCUGGGGAAAUACGCCAAAGACCCCAAGUUUGUCUCAGCGACCAAACACGAGAUUGCAGACGCCUGCGAGAUGACCAUCGACGAGAUGGAGAGCGCGGCCAGCAAUCUCCUGAAUGGGAGUGUGAGUGAUGACACCAACGGGGGAACGGGUAACGUCAGCUCGGACACACAAGCCACCGCACAUCUCAGAGACCACAGCAUCCGUGACUACAGCGACGAGGAGCCGUACGUGGCUGUGAAAUGCGAAGAGGACCUGAAAGAUGAGAUGAUAUGCAUCACGUCGCUAUAGCAGCGGCUCACACAGGAAAAUUUAGGUUUUUUCAAUUGAACUUCUACUGCUGUUUUACUCUGAGGGGACAUCUCUGUUCAAGUGCGUCCUGGACUUGACAGAAAACGUAAAACAUGGACGAAUAAGAGAACAAAGUGCCUUGUUUUCUCUUUCUGAAAAUUGAAAUGCCAGAGAGAUGAGAGGAAGUGGAAAACUGAGAUGAAUUCAGAAAAUAAUGAAACCAGCGGGAAUCAAACUACCUGCCGGGCCGCCUCUUAAACAGCAAGAAUUCAUGACUCUCUUUUCUUUUCAAAGCAGCAGAACAUCUCGGCAGCCUCGCAAAGCCAGCCCCAUGCUUGUCAAGUUAGUUUUCACAACAAUAACUGAGAUUAAAUGUCAUACUUAUAGCUUCAGGUUGAGGGUGUAGCCAAAAAUGUUUAGUGAACAAUGUCGGGAUCGUGUGCCUGUUAUUGUUCUGCUGCGAGGCUGCGAGUCCCACACAGUUUACUCAUUACAUGAGGAGGCAAUAAAACCGAGGGUUAGAGUUAGUGUCAGGGCACUAAACGCUUAGUGUCUAUGUGAAAUUAGAUUUAAUCAGAAGCAGAUUUUACUCAAAAGAAAAGUUCCGAAUAUUUCCCUCGCUCUCCAGCUUGGAUGUUAGAAGCAAACACCAGUGACGAUGAGUGGCGUGAAGGGAAAAUGCUUGAGCUGGCUUUGCAAAGUUGCAGUGGUCCUGCUCCAAAAUGGCAGUUUGGUGAUUCCGAGAUUCCCAUUUGUUUCACUUCAUGUAUAUAUUAUGUGUGAUUCUAACCUUUCACCGGUCACAGUAACAGACACAGUUUUGAUCUGCUGCUCUGUCUUUUACAGUUUGGCCUCCAUGACUCAGAUAACGUCAUAAAAACAUAUAUAGUUCAUAUUUUUAUGUCGGUUUAUUUUCAUCUCAGAGCAGACUGGCUGCAGAUCAGGCCGAUCCAAAGACUUUCCAGCCUGUGAAUCCGCACUUCGCGUUUUUUUUUUCAGGGUUUCAGGGUUAAACGUUGCUCGACUCUGUUUUUCUGACUUGAAAAGGAAAUCACAUAUCAACGACAAAGACUCUGUCCUCAGGCAUAUCCUUCUGUUUCACGUGCACGCUCAUAUGACACACAGAGAAACACACUGCCAAUCCUUUCCCCCUUUGAUACCAACAACACUGAUGCUAAAUCUUUACACACUUUACAUUUUUAACAUUCCUACUCCUUUAACCACCAUUAAACAAAGACAGUUGAAGAUGUUGUUACAAUGUCAUUCACUUUAUUGAAAACCAUGAGGAACGACCUCAAGCGUGUCACCUGCAAACCGUAGAUAUUUAAAACUCACUUUUCUGUGUUUGUUGAUCAGGUAUUUAUUAAGAACUGAGUUGGCCUUUUACUUUUUACUUUUAACCACACAAACACUGAUGAGCGUUGUUGUCAACUCGAGUCGCCUCCAGCUAUUUGGCCGACAGCCACUGGACGUGUAAUGCAACGUCAAGCUAAAUCAAAGUUAAAUGUUAUAAAUCAUGAAUUAAUACCACUUUUUCAAAUGAAUUAUUAAGAAUUGAUGGGGGGAAAAAAAACCCCAAACAAUUUAUGCUAUUUUAGUCUGUGCUUUCCCGGUGAUGCUAUUUUUAGAACUGCCUAGCGGGCAUGUCUCUCAGACAAGAUGACACAGAGAAAAAUCCCCUGUCUUUGUUGCAAAACAGCAGUAUCAUCUGAAGUCAGUCCUGCGUCACUUCUGCCUCAGGACUGGCAAAAAGCUGACGCAGGGAUUCCCCCUCUUUGUUUGCAAAACAGCAGUAUCAUCUGACGUCAGUCCUGAGUCUCUUCUGUCACUUCUGCCUCGACAGCUGGAAAGUUUAUCUCCCACAAAUUAGUUUCCUCUUCUGAGCAGCCAUGACAGUUUUCUCAGGCAUGCGAGCACUUGUUUCAGGAUGAGUCAGAUAUACAACGCAACACUGACACACGAAACUUCACAACAGAAAGGAAAACUUUACCGACAAUAUAUAAAUGCAGUACAUUGUUUAUGGGUGUGUAGAGUGUUUUUUUAUUUUAUUUUAUUUUUUUUUUUUUUAUGAAAUGAUUGAUGGUGUCACAUUUUAUUUGUAGGAUUCCUUUUUGUUCUGACCGAGUGCACGAGAUGUCCAAAACAGCUGCUUCUCUGAAGAGAGAUGCGACGACACAAGCUGCUUGUGGAUUGAAAAACAAAUCAACACAUUAGAGAAGCAACACAUUCCACCCGCUGCUCUGCACGGUCGCUCCACCACAGGACAGUGUUUGUGAACCAUUGCCAACUAUAACAAUGUCUUCAGGUCAACUUUUAAAAACCAGCGCUGGGUCGUGGCAGAGCAAUCGUGCUUCUCUCUUUUUCCCCCCUUUAUCUACACACUGUUGUCAGGGCAACCAGUUCAAUCUGUGCAAUCAAAGGGCUCCUUCAAAUAUAAAAGCAAACCAGCGGAAUAUUGAGUCAUUUACACGCACAUCAAUACUCAAAUGUAGAAAGUUUGCUGUUGGCUGUUGUGUUGAUAUAAACUGAUGAAUCUAACCUGGAACAGGAUGUGAGCUGCUUUCUCGAACACUCCUCACAUGUACUGUAAAUAAAUCCCUUUCUACUGCUUUCUACACAGGUUUUAAUGGCCAAUACUAAAUAAGACUUAUGCAUUAUCUAACUGCAUGUAAAAUAUGUUUAAUUGAGAUUUUUAACAAAUAUUAAUGUUAUUACCUCUGUACCAAUCCAGGUGUGUUGGUUGACGUGUCAGGGAAACGGUGUGGUAAUGGCUGCAUUUACACAAAAUGAAGGAAACAUGACGUCUAGUUUCAUUAAAAAUUGAAAACAUUUUAUCUGCAAACUGCUCAGAUUGGCCACCUCAGGUACGUUAAUGAUUAUGUGGGAGGCAGACUCAGACUUCUGAAAUCUCUGAAGACAAGUUAAGAGGAACACAGAGCAGCAUCUGGAAUUUACAACCUGUGACUGUUUCCUCUGAAUUACACUACGGCCACAUUUUCCUCAGAAUGGCACAGGGCCCAACAACAUUAGUGUGUUUGGGGAAAAUCCGUAUCGUAUUUAUUUAUUUUUUAUCCUGCUGACAAAUACACAAACAAACACAAUGAAAACCUUACAUCCUUGGUGGAGGUAAUAACAAGUUAACUGUCAGGUGUUCCAUUAAAUAUUAGUCUUUCAAUGUCAUCGAUAAUAGUUUUUUUGUAAACAUCACUAUUUGAAUAAAAUCUAAAUUGCCAUGCCAACACCACACGGUUUUGUUCAGGUCAGAUUUACACAAUGAGUCGAUAUAGACAAACAUGUCAGGAACUCAGAGAAACCAGAAUAAUAAUGUGCAGUUUACUCACACCACACACACACACACACACACACACACACACACACACACACACACACACACACACACACACACACACACACACACACACACACACACACACACACACACACACACACACACACACACACGUCCAACUUCAAGAGUUUUAUCACAUGACAAAAAACACAAAAUCUUGUUGUGCAACUGACAGCUUUAUUUUUUUGUACUGUUCGAAUGUUUUGCAGAUGAAUAUGAAACGACAACGAUGAUGUAUAAAAUCUGUACAGUUGUUUGUAAAAAGUCAGUGAUGAACUUGAAGAUUUCUGCUUUCUACCCAAUUGUUGUAUGAAAAUUAAAAAACAAACAUAGCUCUGUCUACUUUGUAGCAAACGUACUCGUACCUUUUGUACCAAUGUAAACACAAACCCAGUUUUGUACGUUUUACUUCUUGCCUGAAAUGACAAUGCACUUGCUGAGGAUUUUUUUUAAGGACUAAAUAAAGUCUGAAUGAAAUGA